GCUCACCUCCUGCCUGCACUGCGACCUCUGCCUUGGUCACAGAGCAUGCCCACUAUACCACAGCAGUCAUGCUGCUCCCAGCUCACCUCCUGCCUGCACUGCCUCUGCCUUGGUCACAGAGCAUGCCCACUAUACCACAGCAGUCAUGCUGCUCCCAGCUCACCUCCUGCCUGCACUGCGACCUCUGCCUUGGUCACAGAGCAUGCCCACUAUAACCACAGGAGUCCUGCUGCUCCCAGCUCACCUCCUGCCUGCACUGCGACCUCUGCCUUGGUCACAGAGCAUGCCCACUAUACCACAGGAAUCAUGCUGCUCCCGGCUCACCUCCUGCCUGCACUGCGACCUCUGCCUUGGUCACAGAGCAUGCCCACUAUAACCACAGCAGUCAUGCUGCUCCCAGCUCACCUCCUGCCUGCACUGCGACCUCUGCCUUGGUCACAGAGCAUGCCCACUAUAACCACAGCAGUCAUGCUGCUCCCAGCUCACCUCCUGCCUGCACUGCGACCUCUGCCUUGGUCACAGAGCAUGCCCACUAUACCACAGCAGUCAUGCUGCUCCCAGCUCACCUCCUGCCUGCACUGCGACCUCUGCCUUGGUCACAGAGCAUGCCCACUAUACCACAGCAGUCAUGCUGCUCCCAGCUCACCUCCUGCCUGCACUGCGACCUCUGCCUUGGUCACAGAGCAUGCCCACUAUAACCACAGCAGUCAUGCUGCUCUCGGCUCACCUCCUGCCUGCACUGCGACCUCUGCCUUGGUCACAGAGCAUGCCCACUAUACCACAGGAGUCAUGCUGCUCCCAGCUCACCUCCUGCCUGCACUGAGACCUCUGCCUUGGUCACAGAGCAUGCCCACUAUACCACAGCAGUCAUGCUGCUCCCGGCUCACCUCCUGCCUGCACUGCGACCUCUGCCUUGGUCACAGAGCAUGCCCACUAUACCACAGCAGUCAUGCUGCUCCCAGCUCACCUCCUGCCUGCACUGCGACCUCUGCCUUGGUCACAGAGCAUGCCCACUAUACCACAGGAGUCAUGCUGCUCCCAGCUCACCUCCUGCCUGCACUGCGACCUCUGCCUUGGUCACAGAGCAUGCCCACUAUACCACAGGAGUCCUGCUGCUCCCAGCUCACCUCCUGCCUGCACUGCGACCUCUGCCUUGGUCACAGAGCAUGCCCACUAUACCACAGCAGUCAUGCUGCUCCCAGCUCACCUCCUGCCUGCACUGCGACCUCUGCCUUGGUCACAGAGCAUGCCCACUAUAACCACAGGAGUCCUGCUGCUCCCAGCUCACCUCCUGCCUGCACUGCGACCUCUGCCUUGGUCACAGAGCAUGCCCAUUAUACCACAGGAGUCAUGCUGCUCCCAGCUCACCUCCUGCCUGCACUGCGACCUCUGCCUUGGUCACAGAGCAUGCCCACUAUACCACAGGAGUCCUGCUGCUCCCAGCUCACCUCCUGCCUGCACUGAGACCUCUGCCUUGGU
This is a messenger RNA of Bufo bufo (common toad), 1479 nucleotides long. RefSeq names its product sialidase-like. The coding region runs from base 46 to 1464 and encodes 472 amino acids. Lineage: Eukaryota; Metazoa; Chordata; Amphibia; Anura; Bufonidae. The transcript has 2 exons. The record is from RefSeq and is a predicted model, not a curated record.